ACCCUUUCAACCCUAAUUUCAGUCCUAAAAUUAAUUUGUUAAAACCCAUUCCAGCGACCGCCGAUCCACCAUUUUAUUCGGUGGCCGACAAUGCACGAGCAGCGACCAGAUUCCACCGACGAAGGCACCAUUCGAGGAAACCUGGUGCGGAGGUACGGGGCCAGCUAUGGAGGGUAUGUGGCACUCGACGUGGGGGCCUACGGAGGUGCGCGUGGCGGUCGUACCGUGCUGUGGGCUGGGGGUUGUACGGCACCUAGAGGCUGCGGUAUUAAGCAAAGGCUAAGGUUUCUGAAAUUUGGUUUAGAUAUUGGGCCUAUCGGGCCAUCAGGGUUAUGGGUUAGAGAUGGGGCUGAUUGGUUUUGCAAAUGGGCUUGUAACUGGGCUAUUGAAUUUGGGCUAUGUAAUUGGGACAUUUUAAUGGACUGUUAACAUUUGAUUUAAUUUUAAUUUAUUUUGGAU
Messenger RNA from Gossypium arboreum, 459 nucleotides. RefSeq lists its product as uncharacterized. The transcript is spliced from 2 exons. The coding region runs from base 91 to 429 and encodes 112 amino acids. The record is from RefSeq and is a predicted model, not a curated record. NCBI's taxonomy places the organism in Eukaryota, Viridiplantae, Streptophyta, Magnoliopsida, Malvales, Malvaceae.